Megachile rotundata (alfalfa leafcutting bee) is the source of this 1382-nucleotide messenger RNA. Its product is annotated as serine hydrolase BPHL. Lineage: Eukaryota; Metazoa; Arthropoda; Insecta; Hymenoptera; Megachilidae. The record is from RefSeq and is a predicted model, not a curated record. Gene Ontology annotation, molecular function: serine hydrolase activity.
UGACAUCAUUUAUCAUUGUAUAAUUCGAAAAUAAAUAUUUUAAACAUCGAUAUUACAGAUUUUAUUACGUUACAGAAAUAUACAUAUUGUUAUUACAGCUGUAAUUCUAUUCAUGUACAAUUAUACGAGAUAUACACAUUAAAAUCGUUAGACCAUCUUGGAGCAAGUUCUGUCAGUUGAUCGAGCGAAAUAAAUAAUUUUUCGGUAUUUGCGAUAAAGAAUUAAAAGCAGAGUAACUUAAACAGAAUAAGUAUAGGCAUCUAUACUAUACACCGAAACACCGAAAGCAAGUUUUCGCGGCUUAAUCACGUGAUCAUCUCUCUUCGCUGCCCUAUACUUUCCAGCCGAUAACGAAUCAGAAAUUAGUCGAUCAUGUCAAUAAAACUGUGUAGUAAUUUUCUGAACCAUGUACCACUUUACCUACGGGUACCAGCUUUUGCAUUACCCUAUUUUUCACCACGGAACUUAUUUUCGUCGAUGAUACUAAAUAAUGCCACGGAGGAACGUAAAAUUAAUGUCGAUGGGAUAAACAUUAAUUACCUGAAAGUUGGAACUGGAGAACAUCCAAUAUUACUCUUACCUGGUAUUAUGGGCACGAUUUGGAACGAUUUUGGACCACAAGUGAAAAAUCUGGACCGAAAGAAAUUUACUCUGAUAGCAUGGGACCCUCCAGGCUACGGAAAAUCGAGGCCACCCGAAAGAUCGUUCACGGAUGAUUAUUUGCAACGAGAUGCCAUUACUGCCCGUAAUUUAAUGAAACUGUUAGGGUACACAAAGUUUUCAUUACUAGGGUGGAGUGAUGGUGGCAAUACUUCCUUGCUAUUGGCUUCGAUGUUCCCCGAAAAUGUUAGAAAAAUGAUAGGCAUUGCCCCACACUCCUACAUGACGUUAGAGGAGGUCAACAUUUACAAAAAAUUGAAGAACAUCGACAAUUGGUCCGAGAAAAUGCGAACACCGAUAUUGGCGGUAUACGGAGCCGAAUACUUUCGGAAAACCUGCUCCGAUUGGGUCGAUAUGGUUGAAAGAGUUUACGAGAAACAGAACGGCGAUAUAUGCAGACAGUCCCUCGCGAAGAUUAAAUGUCCUACUUUAAUCGUAUAUGGGAACAAAGAUGCUAUUGUUGUUCCCGAGCAUCCGGUUUAUUUAAAGGAGCACAUCGCUGGGGCAAAGUUGGAGAUCUUUGAAAACGGAGGACACAGUCUGCAUUUACGAUACCCUGAAAAAUUCAACGAUCUUGCUACUAGAUUUUUAACCGAAUAAUUUAUGUUAAGGUGUUAUGUUUGAUGUUUUUUUGGUAGGAAGACAUCCUUAUCGAGUGCUCGAACCGUUCGUUCUACGAUGGAAUACAUCGAAUGCAUGACGCGGCAUAGAGGACAUACGUG